Messenger RNA from Lentinula edodes (shiitake mushroom), 1014 nucleotides. RefSeq lists its product as uncharacterized. The record is from RefSeq and is a predicted model, not a curated record. The coding region runs from base 1 to 1014 and encodes 337 amino acids. NCBI's taxonomy places the organism in Eukaryota, Fungi, Basidiomycota, Agaricomycetes, Agaricales, Omphalotaceae. The transcript is spliced from 4 exons.
AUGUAUAUCCCCUCGGUUUCAACUAGAAGUACCAAGAAAUCUUACAAACGUGCGGGAGGAGGAGGAAGCUCUAGCUCUAGUAGCAGCAGCGGAAAGGGAUCUAGUGGCUCUGGCAGCGGCUCCAGCUCAUCCGGAAAAGGUAGUAGCUCCAGCUCUGGUGGCAAGGGAAGCUCAAGCUCGACGCCCAGUAAAGGCAGUAGCUCGAGCGCUGGUAGUUCUCUCACUGGCACGAAAGGGUCCACUGCUAGCACAUCUUCAACGAUUUAUGGUUCAAGUCGUUCCAUCACACCAUAUAGUAAUGGAGUGACGAAGAUAAUCACCAUUCCCUCAGGUCAAUUGUUUGCAGGCCGUUCGGCUGGCGGUGCAACUCGAGACCAGAUAUACGGAACCAAGACAUACGGAAGCGGUUACCCAGGUGUCUCCGGUAGGGGAGUUGCGAGCCGCGGAUUUCCGUUCUUCUUCUGGCCUGUAGUUUGGGGAGGACUCGCUGGUGGAUCAGCGUCUUAUCUAUACGACGAAAAGGAAUAUGGAUCUCCAGACAAUUCUAGUCGUCUAGGUGGAAAACUCAUGACAGCUGCCUUCCAAUCCAACUCUACAUCCUCCAUCUUCCGUAUCCUAUCGGACAACACCACAGUAGUCAACCUCAUUUCAGACAUUCACGCCAACUGUUCCUCCCACCUUACUCCCAGCAGCGCAUCGUCAAGUUCUUCUGCUGUAUUAUACAACUCUUCUGCCCCUGAUGCACCCAAGCCCGAACAGGUUGUGCAGUAUUUCCGUUCAAGCACUGUUGCGUUGACACUUGACGGAUAUAACAAUACUGCUGUUUUCGACUCGGAAGGUACAGCUGAUGUCCCUUUACCUUCGGGUGUCGAUACAACGCUUUUGGACUGUAUGAAUUCUACGAUAGGAGCUGCCGUCCCGCUUGUGGAUGCUGGAAGUAUUCGAUGGGGAACGUCGAGUUAUGGUAUGAUUGGGUUGUUGUGGGUCUUGAUGUACCUUGUCAACAUCUUUUGA